AAAAAAAUCAUCAAAACUUUGAGUUUUUGGCGUGAAGCUAAGAUUGUUUUGAUAGCCUGCUUUGGUUUGGUUGGUUUCCGGGCCCAAGCUCUCACCACUGGUUGAGUCACCAUGUUUCGUCUGGCCAGAGGAGAACCGGCCUCCGGGACUGAGUCUGCUUACUUCCAAGUUUAUUUUUUUUAUUUUUCCCAUUUCUGUCACUGAUAGAGUUUUGGUUCAUUACCACUGUGGCCUUUGGCUAGCUUAGUUGGGAACGCUUAGGCCCUGUUUACACCUGGCAUUAUUAAGAUGUGUUUUCAUCGAUCUGAUCACAAGUGGACAACACUAAGUAAGGUCUUAAAGGAGUCUAAAACGUUUUGAGUUUGUCCACUUUCAACCACUUCCAGAGGUAGACUUUUUAAGACCUGCACAAAUGAAAUGAAUACAAUAUAAGCAGAGUAGGGCUUUAUCUAUGGUAUCUUAUUAAACCAGAAAAUGACUGUAAGAAGCAUGAAAAAAAAUAAUAAUAAUAAAAAAAUGUAGGUCUUUAAACCAUUUUUAAGAAAAGGGGUGAGUAAACCGUAUCAAUGAUUUCAAUAAAUACACUUAGUAUCAAUCAAAUAUUACAUUAAUUUAAUUACAUAAAUGUAUCUAAUAUAUGGGUAAAUCUUUGCAUUGGUCUGAACAAAACCAGCAGAAGGGCUUACUGAAAAUGUACAUUCAUUCUCUGCCAGCUUUCAGAACGGCAGAAAUAUAGCAGUUCUCUGAUAAUUGCAGUUCACAAAGCAGCUUUAUUUAAUUAAAUUAAUAGCCUUUUUAAGUUUAAUCAUCACAUUUAAGACUGCUUGAAUUCAUAAUUAAUACUUUCCUGUACCAUUUAAGACUUUUUAUGGCCUAAAAUUGAAUAAGUAAAUGUAAAACUUUAAGGACCCAUGGAGACCCUGCUCCACUGACUGAGCUGAUUCCUAAACAUUACGAUGUUCAUUUCCUAGCCGACAAAAUUAGAAUGUUAAAUUAGAUUUAAAUAAAACUAAAUGUCAUACUAAAAUGCCAUGAAACAUGAAAUGCGUUUCAGUUAUAUAAUUAACAAAAUUACCAAAACAAAACGUUUUAUGGCCACACCACACAAGUUUUAGAAAACCAAGAUGGCCAAAAGUACAUCCUGUUUGUUUUCUUAUGACCAAAAUAAUUUAUUUCUCUUGCUGUGAUCAUGCCGGAGCCUCUUGUGCGCACAACAUAUCUGUUAAAAAGGCCCGCUGUAAACAAGCUUUUAUUUUGAAGUUUUCUGGUGAUCAGCCAGUGUUUUGAAUGUGAUGUCAUCGCAGCAACCUAAAGACACUAUGCUCCGCCCAUUUCCAGCAGGUGGCAAUGAUUAGUGUUUGCUAGAAAUAGCCUGCACCGAGUAGGUGAAAGCAAAUGUACUCGAGGCUUUCUCAAGUGUUGGUGUUGUGUGCGUAUGUUAGAUGAACCAAGUAAGUUUAUUUAUGUACUUCAGCUUUUGAUAGCUGUGACCCUUCUGAAUUUUAGUUGAUACUCAUUGUUUAAGGUACUUUAAAUGCAAUUACUGGUUGUCAUCACACAUUCUUAUGUAGGUUGUUCAUUUAAGUGUAUAUUGCUACCUUCUUUGUAUGAAUUUACCUACUUUAUUGAUUUGUUUAUACUAAUUUGUUGUUAUAUCUUUUGUUAAAGACCACACCCAAAUGGAAACACCAAUGUAAUGUCUGCAACAUUUGUGAAUUGUUGGGAAGAAAAUAAAUGCAUCAAAGACUUAACCUGCAUCUUUAUGUCUCUUACCGGACAUCUGUGGUGAACUAGUCCCCCCACUGGCAACCCCAACUGGUCUAGUUAUACCAGUUUUCUUUAUGGUCCUUCGAGCCGGAACUAGAGUUUUCCACAGUUAUGGAGAUGCAGCCAUCAGAUGAUGUUCCUGUUGAGCGGCCCAGGAGACAAUCAUCUCUGCCUGCACACUUGCAGGAUUAUGACUUGACUGGCUACAGUCUACAAAGAUCCUUAUCACCACCUAGCUAUUCCCAUGAAACCCCCUGUGCUGUGUCACCUGAGGAGGAUGUCAGGAUGGACACCCCACAUGUAGCAGCACAUCACCGUGACUAUCACAGUCCUCAACAGUGGUAUGUAACAGAUCGAUGGGAUCAGCAGGUUGAAACCUUGAGAGAAGAAAAUGCUGAUUUAAGGAGACAACAAAGUGGCCUGAUUACUACAGUUCAGCGGCUCCAGGAGGAAAGAGAUGAUCUUAAGCAGGCCAACGCCAAGUUUACAUCUCAGAUGUCUCAGCUACAAGCGGAGGUGAAACAAUUGUUAAGUUGGCAGAAUCAGUCACAGCCUCCUCAGGCAUUGUCUACCUUUCCUGUACCUUGUCAGUCCGAAGCCCGAGACCGCCCUAAACCAGUUCCAGCCCCUAGAAAGCCAAGAGUAGCUGAACCUGUAGCCAAUUCAAACUAUGCCCAAGCCUCUUACAAUGCAUCGCAAGAUAGUAGUUCAGCAGAAAGUGUGGAGAGCUAUGAGGGUUCAAGCAGUCAAGAAAGUUUGUCCUCUUCUGUUGAGGGCAUGAGAAAUCUGUCCCUGAGCUCAUCCAGGAAGAAGAAUGUUAAUACCAGUCCAGCAAUUGUUAGACAAAUUUGUCAGAGAAAGAGUGGAGGAACUCAAGCCGAGAAUGUAAGAAGUUAUGUUCGCUCUGGACCUCCACAAUCUUCUUCCAGAUGGCACAGCUUGUCUUCUAGGAGCAAGAGACGGCACCACCACUCUCUGAGUCCAACUACUGACCAGGAAAGAGUAUAUCGUGGCCCUACUCCUACAAUUCCUGACCUGAUUUACCCAAACCCCAGAGAGUUUGCACGGCUUAAGAUUGCUUUAGAAAACAUUCUACCAGCUGAUGCUACAGAACGCUUUAAAUUCCAUAUCCUGCUAGAACAUCUCAAGGUUGAAGAGGCACAGUUAAUUGCUGAAUCUUACAGUAGUUCACGUCAUCCUUAUACCAACACUAUGGAUGCUCUCAAUAAACAGUAUGGCCAGCCACAUCAGUUAGCAUUACAGCGCAUAGUGGAAUUGAUGGAUGGGCCCAGCAUCAGCACUGGAGAUAUUAAAACUUUUCGAAUGUAUGCUCUGAGGGUGAGAUCCUUGGUGGGAAUGCUGAAACAACUAGGUAAGCCUGGCAUGGUGGAAUUAAGAUGUGGCUCGCAUGUGUCCAGACUUCUGAGUAAGUUGCCACAUGAUCUGCGUAGCAGUUUCAGAAGAUUUAUUUAUCCAUUAGAUGUGAAGAUUCCAACCCUCCUUAACUUAGCAGACUGGUUAGAAUAUGAAAUCCAAGUGCAAGAAGAUUCCACAAGGUAUGUAAGCCGUUCGGGCAGAGGAUACUCAACCAGUUUGCCCAGGGAUAGGUCAAGGAGGUUGACAUCAUUCAACAAGGGCACAGAGGUUCUGCUUAGCACAGAGAAAUACCCUUCAUCACCAUCACAUUCCUCAGCUGUCACUGCUAAGAUCACCAAGGGGAAAGCUUACUGCCCUUAUUGUGAUAACAACAAACACACUUUGAAUAACUGUGUACAUUUCUCUCAACUUUCCAAGUCUCAGAGGCAGAAUUGGAUUAAGGGGCACAACCGAUGCUGGCGCUGUGGACGGGGCCAUAGAUCAUCAGAGUGUAACCUUAAAAUGCGCUGCAAAACAUGCAAUGGAUUUUGCAAUCGUCACUUGCUUGUUCUUCAUGAUGUUAAUAUAUGGAACAAGGAGAAAGUAGUGGAAGCAGAAGAUCCAUCUACUAGCCCUGUCUUGGGGGAGGCUGCAAAUGAGGUGUUAUUCAUUGACAAGCCCCCAGGAAGUCGUAAGGUACUGUUGAAGAUAUGUAAAGUGAUUCUAAGAAAUGGAGAUCGAUCGAUGACCGCUUAUGCCAUUCUGGAUGAUGGCUCCGAAAGAACCAUCUUGUUAAAUACUGCAGCAACCCGGCUGAAACUGGAAGGUAAGCCAGAGGACUUGCCCCUGCGUACUGUCAGACAAGAAUUAAAGGUCCUGCAUGGGGCGGCUGUUUCCUUUAACCUUUCACCAGCCUGCCAGCCAAACAAGAUGUAUCGGAUCAAUGGAGCAUUCACUGCAGCGGAGUUGGGGCUUGGAGUGCACUGUUAUCCUGUCAAGGCUUUACGGAAAAGGUACCGUCAUCUUAAAGGACUUCCCCUCCAAGAAAUUAAAGCUGCUCAUCCAGUUUUGCUCAUAGGAUCUGACUGCCCUCAUUUAAUUACCCCAGUUGAGCCAGUUCGCUUGGGUCCACCAGGGGGUCCUGCUGCAAUUAGAACUCUCCUUGGAUGGACAAUGCAAGGACCAGUUCAAGCAUUACAGCAUCUUCUUCGAGAGCAACAGUGUCUGUUCACAACAAGUUGGUCACCCUCUGCUAUGUUGCAUGAACAAGUUGAAAGACUCUGGCAACUGGAUGUCCUUCCGUGGAGAGAUGAGAGAAUGAGUACUCGAUCUGUACAAGACCAGCAGUCAAUGAAACUACUGGAGCAAAGAACUUCUAGAGUUGAUGUUGAUGGGAUUAAGCGAUAUGCUACCCCACUGCUAAGGGUCCAAAAUAUGCCCCCUCUUUGUGCACCUAAAGAAGCAGUAAUGCCUCAGUUAAGAAGUCUUGAGCGGCGUCUCAGUAAGUCCCCUGAGCAAGCAGCUAUCUACCGGGCUGAGAUUAAAAGACUGGAGCAGGCAGGCUACAUUGCUGAAUUGCAGUCAGGAGCAGAAGACGCUCAAAUAAGUUGGUAUAUCCCACAUCACAUGGUUGAACAUAAUGGGAAACAUCGAGUGGUUUUCAACUGUUCAUUCCAGUUUCAAGGGAACAAUCUCAAUGAAUUGUUACUUCCAGGGCCAACACUGACUUCUUCAUUACUGGCUGUGCUACUAAGAUUCCGGGAGCACUCAAUUGCGAUCUGUAGUGAUAUUAAAGGAAUGUUCCACCAGGUUAGACUCCUUCCAGAGGAUCGGCCCCUUCUCCGUUUCUUAUGGAGAGAUCUGCAAAGAGAAGUGGAGCCUAGAAUCUAUGAAUGGCAAGUUCUACCCUUUGGCACCACUAGUAGCCCAUGUUGUGCUGUCUUUGCCUUGCAGAAGCACAUCCUGGAGAAUAGUCAGCCUGGUGACAAGGUACGUGAUGCUGUACUAAAGGCGUUUUAUGUUGACAACUAUCUGCAAAGUCUGCCUUCUGUAGAUGAAGCAAGGUUCAUGGUAGACCAGCUGCAAAGUGUUUUAGCAGGGGGAGGAUUCGAACUCAGGCAAUGGGCCAGCAAUAUACCCUCAAUCAUUAGUCAUCUACCAGUGGCAUCCAGAUCUGACAGUGCUGAGCAAUGGAUUGCAAAGGGUAAUGCCAUCAACCAUGAAUCAGUGCUUGGACUUCAGUGGAACUGUGAAACUGAUACCUUGUCCUAUAAGCUCCGUGCUGUAGAGUGCCAAGAGGUUACCAUGCGCAACAUCUAUAAAGUGCUUGCUAGCCAAUAUGAUCCUCUCGGUUACAUUAUCCCAUAUACCACACGUGCAAAGGUAAUAGUACAGCGAUUAUGGGAAAAGAAGAGGGACUGGGAUGAUCCUAAACUACCUGAGAACUUAGUCAAUGAGUGGAAAAGAUGGGCAGGAGAGCUCAGUGAUCUACAAAAGAUAGUCUUACCCAGAUGCUAUUGCAGUGCACCAAAGGAUGAUGUUUCAAGCCAGCGUGAGAUCCAUAUCUUUUGUGACGCAUCCGAGAGUGCCUAUGGGUCUGUUGCCUAUCUUCGAACAGUAGAUCAAAGGGGAGAAGUGGAGAUCACCUUCAUAGUGGCCAGAUCAAGAGUGGCUCCUAAGAAACGUCUGUCAAUACCUCGUUUAGAGCUAUGUGCAGCCCUGACAGGGGCCCAGUUAGCAAAGAUCCUGCAGAAUGAAUUGACUUUGCCCAUUCAUCAAGUUUUUCUUUGGUCUGAUUCCACCACAGUUUUGACCUGGAUUAAAUCUGAAUCCUGCCGAUUCAAGGUUUUCGUUGGUACACGAAUAACAGAGAUUCAGGACCUUACCAGCUGCUGGGAAUGGCGCUAUGUGCAUUCAGAAAGUAACCCUGCUGAUGACAUCACUCGAGGUAAAAGGCUGGCAGAACUUGGACCACAAAGCCGUUGGAAUACGGGACCAACAUACCUUCAACUCCCAUCUGAUCAGUGGCCGGUUCCACCGCCAUCCUGUUCCAUAGCUGGUGAUGAAUUGAGAAACUUUACAUUCUGUGGUCUGACUAAUACUGUACUUCGUUUGUCGAUCCCUGAUCCAAGCCAAUUUCUGACCUUCCAAGAUUUAUUGACUGCAGCAGUAGAAUCUCUUGGGGAACAUGGGAUCAAUGUAUCAGCUGAGGACUUUCAACAGGCUGAAAUGGCUAUCCUUCAGCAAGCUCAAGGGGAAAGCUUUCCUUCUGAGAUGGCACAGCUUAUGGCAGGGAAACCACUACAGACCAACAGUCGACUGCUUUGCCUCGCCCCCGAACUUGACGCUGCAAGCAAACUCCUAAGGAUAGGAGGUCGUCUUCGCCGCUGUGAAGAGAUUGAGCCCGAGUCGAUGCAUCCUAUUAUCCUUGAUCCCCGGCAUCCAGUCACUACCCUUCUCAUUAAGGAAUAUGACACGAAGCUAUUCCACCCAGGUCCUGAGAGAAUACUGGCAGAGAUGCGUAGGAAAUAUUGGAUUCUUCGGGGUAGGGAAGCAAUUCGACGUUAUCAGCGCAAAGAUUGUCCAGUGUGUCAGAAGUUUCGCAAAACCCCACAGAUACCCAGGAUGGCAGACCUACCUCCUGCCAGACUACGUCUAUUUAAACCUGCCUUCUAUUCGACUGGCAUUGACUGUUUCGGGCCAUAUUCCGUAAAGAUUGGACGUAAAAGUGAGAAGCGCUGGGGUAUUCUAUUCAAGUGCAUGACUACACGUGCUGUGUAUAUUGAUCUUCUCCCAAGAAUUGACACCGACUCCUUCCUGAUGGCCCUCAGAAGAUUUAUAGCCAGACGUGGGAAACCUUUUGAGGUUUUAUGUGAUCAAGGUACUAAUUUUAAAGGAGGGGAAAGGGAGUUGCAUCAGACAUAUGCUGAACUAGUUCCGGAGCUUCAGGAACAACUUGCCAGUCAGCAGAUUAUCUUUCGAUUCAACCCGCCUCAUGCCCCACAUUUCGGUGGGUGUUGGGAAAGGGAAAUUCGUUCCCUGAAACAGGCUCUACAGGUCACUCUGGGAACUCAACCAAUACCAGAGGAAACCCUUCAAACUGUGCUCAUCGAGAUUGAAGGGAUUCUAAAUUCUAAACCCCUGGGUUAUACAUCAUCCAAUGCCUCCGAUCCAGAUCCUAUUACUCCUAAUUCGCUUCUUAUGGGGCGGCCAGAUCACUUUUGGAAGCGGUUUAUCAAGUUCUAUUUGCCUGGUCUUCAGACUCGCAACAAGUGGCAGCGAGAGUCACCCGAUAUCAAGGUGGAUACUGGUAUCACUGGUAUACCAGUUUUCUUUAAUAUCCCUUAUGAAAAGAUUAACUUGAUUCAUUUCUAAAUGAAUCAGCCGUUUUGAACAUAUUGUUUGAAUGAAUUAAAAUCCCGUAUCGAGACAUAAUAUUUUGUCAGUAUCACACACCUCUAGACUUAGACUUGACUUGUUUUGUUUCAUUAUGAAUCAGAAAAAAAGCUAUACAGACUCAUUUCUGCUCUGUGCCACUAUUAGAAAAAGAUUAAUAUUAUACAGAAAAGUAAACACCAAAAGCAACGAACCUAGCACUGAAUAUACAAGAGAGAUCAGCUGCUGUGACUUUAUGAGUCAAAUGACACAAAAUUGAUGCUCUUUUGCAUCGUGAUAUUUUUGCUUCAGUCAUU
Molecule: messenger RNA, 7814 nt
Organism: Carassius auratus (goldfish)
Lineage: Eukaryota; Metazoa; Chordata; Actinopteri; Cypriniformes; Cyprinidae
Exons: 2
Coding region: 1879-7497 (1872 amino acids)
Biological process (GO): DNA integration
Molecular function (GO): nucleic acid binding
Source: RefSeq, a predicted model, not a curated record